GCAGACCAACGGGAUCACUAUUUAACUAUUAGUUCAGUUUUCAAAUAUCAUAUGGACUUGUGAUUUUUUUUAAAUUAUAUUCAUACCAAUAUAUAUGGUAGUUAUUAUCUUUUAAUCAUGUUGAAAAGUUAUGGGAAGAAAACGGCUAUCCCUUUAGCAAGUGCAGGUUUCAUGUGCCUGCUGUUGGUCCUGGUUGCCGCGCAGCACCACAGAGUUCAGGUGAAUGAUGAGCCAGAUUUGAAAGAGAUUGGGACGCGCUCACUCCAAAGUCUUGACAGUUUUGCUACGGAGUCAGACGUAGUCCAAGAGGAUGAGAAUCACGACAAGACUGAUUCACAGGCAAAGAAAGGAUUCUCCGCGUACUUUUCCAAGUUAUCUCGUGGACGGAGAGAAGCGGAGAAUCCUACAUCCUCAGCUGGUUCAGCGACAGACGCAACUCCCGCUGAGGACAUCAGCGCAGAAGACAUCUUCAUUGCUGUCAAGACUACAAAGAAGUUUCACCAGUCUCGACUGAACCUUCUCCUGGAUACUUGGGUCUCCAGAAACGUGCAGCAGACUUACAUCUUCACCGAUGGAGAGGAUGAAGAGCUAAAGAAGAAAAUUGGGAGCCAUGCCAUCAACACCAACUGUUCUGCAGCUCACAGUCGUCAGGCUCUGUCUUGUAAGAUGGCCGUGGAGUACGACAAGUUCAUAGAGUCUGGGAAAAAGUGGUUCUGUCAUGUGGAUGAUGACAACUAUGUGAACGUUCGGGCCCUGGUGAAGCUGCUGUCACAGUACCCACACACCCAGGAUAUGUACAUCGGCAAGCCCAGCUUGGACAGGCCCAUUGAGGCCACGGAAAGGCUGGGGGAAAACAAGAUGAGACCCGUCAAUUUCUGGUUCGCUACUGGAGGAGCUGGCUUCUGUGUGAGUCGGGGCCUGGCUUUGAAGAUGAGCCCUUGGGCGAGUGGCGGUCACUUCAUGAACACUGCAGAGAAGAUCCGUCUGCCGGACGAUUGCACCAUCGGCUACAUCAUCGAGUCGGUGCUGGGGGUUCCUCUCACCCGCAGUAGCCUGUUCCACUCGCACCUCGAGAACCUACAACAGGUGUCCAAAACGGAACUUCACAAACAGAUUACAUUAAGUUAUGGAAUGUUUGAGAACAAAAGGAACAUCAUUAAUAUGAAAGGGGCAUUUCCUGUCGAGGAGGACCCAUCAAGGUUUAAGUCAGUGCACUGUUUGCUGUACCCUGACACUCCCUGGUGCCCCCCCCAGGUUGCCUACUAGGGUGACCGGCUCCUUUCGUAUCCUCGUCCCCAUUAUGCCUCGGUAUCUGAAAGGCUCAUGGGGACCAUUGUUUGGUAUUAGACCGUCGCGCCACUGUGUUGUUGCUGCAGUGGCACACGGCCUUUUCUAGUUUUACUGGGCUGCUGUGCGGCCCGCUUUGGGACACUUCCUUCCUGUCUGGUGCCUGAGCUUCCUGUCCCGUCAUAGGGACUGAGGAGCCAGCCACUCAGAGGGAAGGAGCUUUCAGCAUUGAGCUUUGCAGGCAAUCAGUUGUGCUUUGUGUUGUAAAUGUUGCUUGUAAAUGUAUUUGCAAUUCUCAUAGAAUGUACACUUAUAUAUCAAGCCUUUUGCCAGCUUUACACAAAUGAUUAGAAUUGUAUGAUUGAUUGUUGGUUCUUUUUGUUCAAUUUCUUUUUUUAGAGUCUUGAAAGCCAUGCAGGAUUUUAUAGACUGUAUGAGUAAACACACACGUUCAGGAUUGUAGAGAUUGGGGAGUAAUAUUUUCUGAUUUGUGUUGUAUUUUUUGUAUUUUUUUUAUUCCUUUUGAUUUUUUCCUUAAAAGACUCCGGACAAAAUUAUCAAUAUGAAGAUAUUAAUGUGCUUUUCGUUAUGGUUAUGUCAGUGUUAUUACUACUAUGAUUUGAGCUGGCAGUUGGUUUACCGAAUGUACCCUCAGGUCAGGUUAUCUAACCUGAAGUAUAUCGGGAUUAAGCACUUUUCCCUUUUUGAUAGUUUAAAUGAGUGAUAUGACAGAUUUUAUGAC
This is a messenger RNA of Osmerus eperlanus (European smelt), 2029 nucleotides long. RefSeq names its product LFNG O-fucosylpeptide 3-beta-N-acetylglucosaminyltransferase (gene lfng). NCBI's taxonomy places the organism in Eukaryota, Metazoa, Chordata, Actinopteri, Osmeriformes, Osmeridae. Bases 118 to 1266 code for a protein of 382 amino acids. Gene Ontology annotation, molecular function: O-fucosylpeptide 3-beta-N-acetylglucosaminyltransferase activity. Gene Ontology annotation, cellular component: Golgi membrane. The transcript has 8 exons. Gene Ontology annotation, biological process: regulation of Notch signaling pathway; pattern specification process. The record is from RefSeq and is a predicted model, not a curated record.